Molecule: messenger RNA, 6872 nt
Organism: Neopsephotus bourkii (Bourke's parrot)
Lineage: Eukaryota; Metazoa; Chordata; Aves; Psittaciformes; Psittacidae
Gene: PPP1R3E
Product: protein phosphatase 1 regulatory subunit 3E
Exons: 1
Coding region: 5-967 (320 amino acids)
Biological process (GO): regulation of glycogen biosynthetic process
Cellular component (GO): protein phosphatase type 1 complex
Molecular function (GO): protein phosphatase 1 binding; glycogen binding
Source: RefSeq, a predicted model, not a curated record
CCCCAUGGAUAAGGCGGGCUCGCUGCACACCUCGGUGCCCACACCGCCUCCUCGGCUCUACCUGCCUCGCAACUUCAGCUGCAGCGCCUGCCUCUAUGGCAGCCUGGCCGAGCAGUGCAGGGCGGGCUGCAGCCCCGAUGGCGACGCUGUACCCCCGCCCGUGGUGCGGGAAGCGGCGGGCGAGAAGCCGAAGCCACAGCCCCGCGGCCGGGAGCCCGCGCUGCCCGCCGUGCCGCCCAGCCCCACGCAGCGCCGCCGCGCCAAGUCAUUGCCCACGCCCGGCGACCGCAGCCUGCGCCCGGCGCUGCAGCAGAGCCCGUCCCGCCGCAAGACGGUGCGGUUCGCCGACUCCCUCGGCCUGGAGCUCACCUCCGUGCGCCACUUCUGCGAGGCCGACCUGCCGCAGGUGCCGCUGCCCGCUCCGCCGCCGCCGCGCACCGCAGACCUCUUCAAGACGAGGAAGCCACCGGCGCUGGGCGACUUGGAGCCGGUGCUGUUCGGCCCGCCGCCGCCGCUGCUGGAACCGCUCUUCCCGCCGCAGCCCGGCUCCAGCCCCGGCUUCACGGAGCGGGUGCGGCAGCACAAGGUGAGGUUGGAGUGGGUGCGGGCCGAGCCGGCGGGGCUGCGCGGCGCCGUGCGCGUCCUCAACCUCGCCUACGAGAAGGCCGUGACGGUGCGCUACACGCUCAACAGCUGGGCCAGCUGCGCCGAGGUGCCCGCUGCCUACCAGGCACCCGGCCCGGCGGACGGCAUCACCGACCGCUUCACCUUCCUCCUGCCCCUGGGCGCUGCCGCCGCCGCCGUCGAGGCCGUGCUGGAGUUCGCCGUCCGCUACCGCGUCGCCGGCGCUGAGUAUUGGGACAACAACGAGGGCAAGAACUACCGGCUGCGGGGCCGGCAGCGCGGCCCGCCCGCCACCGGCCCGCCGCAGGACCCCGACAGCUCCGCCUGGAUCCACUUCAUCUGAGGCGCGGAGGUAGCGCGCAGCCCCGGGAGGCCGGCUGGCCGGUCUCGCGGAGGGCUGAGGCACUGCGGGUGCCCCUCACGGGAGCUCACGGCGCCUCUCCGGCCUGGCCGGCUCUCUGCCCACCCGGGGUCCGCGGCCCAGCGCAGGCCCCAGCUUCCAGCCGCUUCUCUGUAAGUCGCCGGGAGGUACCUUCCUGAAUUCUGUUUACAGACGGAUAAUUUAUAUCCUCUAUCCCGCCAGCAAAGCCGAGGGGAUGAAUGCCCGAGGGGAUGCCCUCGGGGCUGCCGCAGCGGCUCCAGGCGGGAGCCGGUUUCCUCCAUGGUCUCCCGGUGCGCCGCGGCUCUCUCCGGAGAGGGGAGGCCGCAGGGCACUGACAAUUCCCUGGUCAGGAUCAGGAUCCGCGGGUGCAGACACACGCUGCCGGUCAGCACCCGUUACAGCCCCCUCAGCAGGGUCAGGCUGUGUAACGCGCAGGGCGGUGUCGGAGGGCAUCGCCCAGCCGCUUUCCUUCCCUAAUCCUGCUUAAGCAAAGCCCGGCUCCGGUGAGCUGCUGGAUCCGUGUUCAAAGCCUCCCUGGCCCACCCGUGUGGGGUGGGCCUGAUAGGGCAGGGUUUAGGGUCAAAUGCAGUUUUGAACCCAAAGACACAUGAGUACGGAUGCCCCCAGGUCUAGCUGUGUUACAUCAUGCUGCGAUGGGAUUAAUUAUAGUUUUACUUUUUUUUUUCUUAUUUUGAACCCUGUUUCAUGUGUUUAAACUUAUUUAGAAAAGCAAAAUAAGGUCACCCACUAACUGAAAUGCAACACACUGAGGGAUUUUAAAAAGCAAGUGUUCUGUUUUAAAAUUCAUAUGGUAUGUUGUCAUAAAGGUUUGUCAGGAUCUCUUUGUUUCAGUAAGAUCGAUUCCGUGAAGAUGCUUGACCUGAGCUCAGUGGGAAGGGUGUGGAAUUGCACCAAAGGAACUAGAGAUUGCAAGAGCUAAAGUCAUAAUUCCAGUCUACGUCCGAAGACUUUCCAUUCUAUUCCUGUUAACAGUUUAGUUGAAUUUCUUGUGCCAUGGCAUCAAUGCAGUAGCCUACUUUCUGAAAAACAAAUGCUUCAAAUGUUUCAUAAUUUAGUAAGUCUCAGAUUUCACAAAACUGCCUAAAGUUAGUCAUUCAAACGGAGGAAAGCCAUAGCUUGCCAUAUAAAAAGUACGUCAAUAAAAAUUACAGAGCAUGCUGACUUCUGCCUUCAAAGGUAUACUUUAAAUUAGCAUUUCAUUAGCAGCAAACAGUAUUUUCCCUUUUAAACUUGCUUUUUCAGGAGUUUAGCUGAACACAGGUUGUGCUGCUGCCAAAUCUUGAGUGCAUGUGUUUGCAGGAGAGGGACCUCUACAAAUCCAACAUCUGAGAGUGGUAAAACCAAUGUCAGUGUGAUCUUCUGAUUAUGAAGGGCUGUCAGAUCAGGCCUUUAAAGUCUUGGAUCUUUUGUAGAUUGUUUAGGAAUUAAAUGUGGUUUUUAACUGCAUUUUUAUGUUCUGCAAAAGGGUUAUGUGUCCCAGACAUCUUGAGUAAUGUCAUGUUCUCAUAGAACCUUUUCACUUCAGUGGGAACUGAAGCACUUUUGUCUCCUGCGGGUCUAGUUUAGUCAGGAUAAUUGCCCUAAUAAAUUCUGGGGGGAAAAAAGGUCUGGAAACUUGAUGGGAAAAGAGUGUUUCAUUUAAUGUUUCUAAGCCCUGAUUUAAUAGAAAUAAUAACAAAACUACUUUUUGUGGUAUUAUUAACUUGGUUUUAAAUCCCCAGUCAGUUUUCUAAUUCCAGCUUUUUUAAUAGAAAGAGAAUAUAAACCAAAUGUGCAGUAAACAUCUACUGAGUAUUUAAUAGUUUAGAAUAUUAAGGCCCCUCUCUCAUAAUAAAGUAAUCCUACAUAUUGCUAGUACACAUUUAUAAAGCUAAAAUUGCUGAAUUAGGGUUUCAAAAUGUUCAUGAUUAAAGCAUAUUAAGUGGUGUAUUUGAUGAAGAAAGCCAAGUGUCUUUUAGUUAAACCUAUUUUUUUUACAAGAGCCUUAAUACUGGAGAGAAGGAAAAAGACUUGCCUCCAUUUGAAAGCACUUUGAAAUCUGGUGGAAAUAGAGCAGAGCAUCUUUUUAUUUAGUGUUAUAGCUUUCCAAAACAUGUUUUGCUUGGCCUUUUUACCCCAAAACUAAACCAAGAACUGUUAUGUAAAUUGAUGAAAACACUUGGAGAAAUAGUUUCUGUGCAUUUUAGAUUAAGAUUUAACAAGAUGUCUUUUCUGUUUUAAUGGCUUUAGAAAUGGUGCUAAAACCAUUUUUAACAGUAACUCUAAUUCUAGAACUUCAAAAUUAUCUUCUAAUGGAUGGCAGUUGUCAUUGUCAGUUUGAUUUGUGCAGCAUCUGCAGGUAUGUAAGCACUUAAAAAUCUCCCUAUAGCAACUGUGGCUUAAACUCUUUGAAUCUGGAGUACCUACAUGGAUGUACACGCAUCAAGUACACUAGCAAGUUGUUGAGUUACCCUCCUUUUUAUCAUGGCUUAGGUGAAAUUAAUCUUGGUCUCUGUUGAAAUGUUCUAAGCAGAAUUGAGCUACGGCUUUGUAAUUCUGUUCAGGGAUUGUUGCUCUAUAAUUUAUUCCCCCCUUUGUUAUACAUGGGUCUGAAUAUUAACCAUUUUGAGGAUGCAGAGUACCAGAGCAGCAUUUUGCAAAACAGAGUCUCAAGCAGUUAAGCCUGUCAUCGUCACUAAAUUUUGAAAGUAACAAUAUGGGUUUGAACAUGAUCACAGAUUGUCGAUUUGUGGAAGUCCAGUAAAAGACAUGGCCUCCUGGAAGCAUUUAGAAACACCUGCUUUUUAAAGUCUGGAAGGGUAAGGUGGUGCCUGGUCAGCUUUGACUGGAGAAUGUUAUUGAUGAAGUCUGUGGAAGAAGUUCGCAGUGUUUUAAUAGAAAUUUAUCAGGUAUGUGUCAAAGCUGCCCUGCUUUGAUUACAUAUUUUUCAGUUCUAUCAUAUUAAUCUAUUUCCAUGUGAGAUUUAUUCAGAUUUCCUAGCACUUAUCCAGUGUUCAGUUGCAAUGACCAUGAUUGCUUUUUCCCCUUGCAGAAUGCAUGUACAGUUUCCAGUCCUUUAGUCUUCAACCUGGUGUUAUCUAUGUGUGGCUUGCUAGAAGCAUUGCGAUCAGUGGAGAUGAAAUAAGGAUUCAAAAGAAUAAUUAUAUAAUAUUUACAUAAAUGGUGACUCUGAGGAGAAAAACCUGGACAGGAUAGUUUUCAAGUUGGUGGGACAGCAACCAUUUUAACAGGAGCUGGAGCAAACCAACUUUUUAAUAUCACAUUUCUAAAGAAUAUAGUUCUAUAAAAUGCACUGUCACAGGCAAAGCAAAAUAUGUGAAGAUUUUCAAUCCAACCUUUUUCUGGAGAAUAUGUCAGCUCUUUGUAUUUUUAUAUGCAUGAAUAGAGCCUGUGCCACCUUCCUUUCCAAGUGAUACUAGAAUGGUUUAGGCAAGGAAAUAAUCCUUAGGUUGUAUACUUCACUUUUAAGUGAGUUAUUCAUUGCUUAUGUCUCUGCGGAUGUAAAAAUGUGUCUGUCAUUAAUUGUGCAAAGUUGUAGCUCUAUGAGAUGUGCCACAGUGUUUUAUGUGCACUAUAAAGAUACUUUAUAGAGUGGGUCAAAUUGUACUGUAUGUCUGAUAUACAUUGAUGUUUGCUGCUUCACACCAAAACUGGUAGAUAUUUUGCAUGGGAUUCUAUGCCUUUCAUGGCAGUAUUUUUGAAUUCUACCUAUAUUGUUAGAAAUCCUAAAAGGAAUCAGAACAAUUAAGUGACUGCAAAUGGAAUUUCAGCUAGCUAAGCAUAUUAUUAAUUAGCAAAAAAAUUGAAACUGUUGCACUCAUUUUCAAUAAAUGCAUACACUUUCAGGUAGAAUAUAUUUUUCUCAUUUUACCAUUAGCAGGUAACUUUUUGAUGCGGAUAUGUGUGCCUCAGUAAACAAGAAAAUCAGUGCACACUUUCUGUUGUUUCAGCAUAUGUGAAGGAAAAAUGUAUCACUUGAAUGAACAAAUGUCUGCUCAUGCGUACACAUGAUCUCUUUACAGAGACAUGAAAUGCUUUUCUAUAGCGUCAACAGGCAAACAUCUUCUAAUCCUAUAUUUUAAUGUAACCUACAGAAAUACUUAGAACCUGCUUUUUAACAUAAUAUCAAAUAUAUAUUGAAAUUUUUAUGUGCCUUUCAACAUUUCCUAGGAAGAAAUCUCAUGGGUUCCCUAGUUCUCUCUCCAAAAGCCCAAUAAUGUUUUUAUCAUUAAAAUUAAAUUUGUACUAAAAAUAUAAUAAUUCUAAUUCAUGAUGCAUUUUCAGCUGUGCCAGAAAUCCUGUAACAGCCAGAAGGAUUUGCUAAUAUUUUCCUGUCUUACAGUGAAAGAAAUGACAGUCAGAAAUCUGUCUUCCUGGUACACCUCUACAGUUAUGUAGUUAAGUAAAAAACCCCAAAACUGUGACUAUAGUUAAUAUAACAAAAUAUAUUUAUUGUAUAUAUUAACCUCUUACACAGAUAUUAUGAAUAUAUAUUCUAUCUGAAAUCAGAAUUUCUAGUUUUUUAUUAACUCUAUUUGUGGAGACAUGGACUGUUCGGCUUUUACUGCUAUUUAUCUGAUGCUGCAUAAUGCAUACCAUGAAAACUUUUGGAUGGAUUUAAUCUGUCUGCACAGUUUAUAACAUGAGAUAAAAGUGCUCACUGUAAGAAAUAUCUGAAGAAAAUGGCUUUUACCUUCCAGUUAUUCUGCAUGGCUUUUUUGGCAAAUCUUCAUGAACUAAUUCUGUUUCAUGUAUGAACUUCACAUGUACCUAUUCUGAAUACAUGAAGGGAUUACUUACUGAAAUGAAAAUAUUUUUGAGCACUGAAAUUAAGGUUUUUCAAACAAGUAGUUCAAGGUAGGGAGUAAAUAUAGACGUUUGUGCUGUAAAAUACAGAACCCUAGCCUUAUGCAGAACUGAUCAGUGUUUUUCUAAAAUGGAAGAUGGUGACAUACAUAAAAUGAAACAUGUUCAGGGAAACAUACCUGUGUCAAUAGGAAGGUUUUCUCAGGUUCAGCUUAUAUGAGAGAAUUGCCCUAAAAUAGUUAAGUGGUCAGAAUACUUCCUAAAUCAGUGUAUGGACUUGAAUGUAUGUCUUCCAUAAUCAAAAUGAAUACUAGCUAUAAAACCACGGGCUAUUGGUUUAGCCAAUUUAUAAAUACAUGUUUUAAAUUCUUCUACAGAGAGGAUUUUUGACCCUGGAUUUCAUACAUAUUGUGUAUGAAUAUCCACCUCAUUCAUCUAUCCUGGGUUUUGUUUGAGCUUUCUGUUAUUGAAAAACGUCUGAUUUUAUUUUUAUGUGACACAGGAAGAUUAUUUUACAUUACAUUUUAAGGGGAUAAGACAGGAAGACCAUUUUCCUUUCAAUUUUAGGGUUUUUUUAUAUUAAACAAUAGCAUUCAGAAUAAAAAUGUGCUUGAAAUAAUAUACACUAGCGAUUCCAAAGAAUAUAGCUAAGAAAAAUGGCAAAUGUGAGAUAUGCUUUAAUAAAAUGUAUGUGCUUUGAUUUAGUAAGGCAGGGAGAAACUCCUAGUCUUCAGUGAAAGUGUAUUAAUGCUGGGGAUUUCUUUCUAUGCAAUAUUAUGGUGCACCUGGUUUUUUAGAAAUUAACUUGAUUGGUAUAGUUGGAUGUGUUGGUGUGUUGUCUGUAAAAUAUUCUGUUUAAAGUGUCAUUAAGGAAACAGUAUGUCUCAAAUAGUGUCAUAUUGUUAGGCUCUUUCUUGUCCAAUCUGACUUCACUAGAUCAUUAUCAUAGUCCUCUGAAUGACAGUAAGAAGACAGUAUUUCAUAAAAUUGAGUAAUGAAGUCUUACACAUUAUACUUCACUCUUUAUCACUUUUAGGAC